AACUGUACCGUCGCUCUCUCUCUCUCUUUCUGUGACAGCAUGGCUCAUGCACCCUGACCAACUCAGCUGCCUGGAAGAUCCCUGUUGUGGACUAUAUCCUACCACUGAAUCUUGAAUGCGCUAAAACCUUUGUGAAUUUCGUCCAGGAAGUAGUUUGGUUUCCUAAUCUGAAGACAGCGCUUCAGGGCAGCAUCUAUACAAAUUCAGUUGGUAAACGUCAAGGUUUGACUAUACAAACAGAGCUCGGGUCUUCAUUCACUUGUUGGAAGAUGAGGUGCCAGUGGACAUACGCUGUUGUUUUCAUUCACUCCAACUAACUACAGUGACAACCCGCACUUUGGGAUGGGAAGUGAACACUCAAAGGACCUGAAAUUUGUCUAAUUGCUUUCUUUCCUCGUGGAAAACUAACUCGAUAAAUCGCAAGAAAGGAUGUGCCUGAGAUGAACGCAUUAUCAGACUGGACUAUUGACAGACAGCGAGCGAAUUAACCGGCUUCUUUCUGUUUCUUCUAAAAAUGUACAUGUAACUGUGACUCUUUGAAGGCUCUGACAUUCCUUGCACUACGGUCGUAUAAAUCUGUCAUUACAAUUAAAGAAACAUAAUUUAAAAAGAACACAUUCCGCGCGUGGGAUAUUCAAGGAAAACUGACGGGUCGCGCAGUUCGUCACCACCGGAACGCUGUAGCCUAUCGAAGGAGGCUGCGAUUGAAACUUUCAGAAAUGCCGCAGGUGGAGGAGAUGUUUUAUUUUGCGUUUAUCAGCUUGUUUAUGUCUGUGUCGGGCCUGGAUCCGGCGUCUAAGAUUGUGGCGGAUCGCUUCGCAGUCUACUGGAACCGAACAAACCCAAGGUUCUACCGAGGAGACUACCACAUCGACGUAUGCAUUAAUGAUUAUUUGGACGUAUACUGUCCCCACUACAUGGACUCGGUCUCUGAGGAGAAGACGGAGCACUACAUCCUCUACAUGGUCAACUACGACGGCUACAGUUCUUGCGACCAAACGGCGAAAGGUUUCAAACGCUGGGAGUGCAACCGGCCUCACUCGCCCAACGGGCCCCUGAAGUUCUCCGAGAAGUUUCAGCUUUUCACACCAUUCUCAUUGGGUUUCGAAUUUCGUCCAGGCAGAGAAUAUUACUAUAUCUCAUCUACAGUCAGUGAAAAUGGGAGACGGAGCUGCUUGAGGCUGAAAGUUUUCGUCAGACCUUCGAACAACUGCGAGAAAAGUCACGACCGCGUGGACAAGAUCAAUGAUGGAAGCAUUAACUCCAUAGAAAAUAAUAAUGAUGGAACGAGUCAUGAAUCUGCCGAACCAUCCCGAAGUGAUGUCAACGGUGCCGGCCGCAUUCAGACUGUAGGGCCCUUGUUGGCCUCAGCGCUGGUUCUUUUGGCUUCACUGUCCUCCUUAUAGCAUCCCAUAUAUGCACAGUGACACACCUGAAGUAUACAGGAGGACUCGUGAUCGAGCACUUUUAAGGAAUAUCUUUCUCU
Messenger RNA from Rhinichthys klamathensis goyatoka, 1486 nucleotides. RefSeq names its product ephrin-A5a (gene efna5a). Gene Ontology annotation, cellular component: plasma membrane; external side of plasma membrane. The coding region runs from base 720 to 1406 and encodes 228 amino acids. Gene Ontology annotation, biological process: regulation of cell-cell adhesion; regulation of actin cytoskeleton organization; axon guidance. The transcript has 5 exons. Gene Ontology annotation, molecular function: ephrin receptor binding. NCBI's taxonomy places the organism in Eukaryota, Metazoa, Chordata, Actinopteri, Cypriniformes, Leuciscidae. The record is from RefSeq and is a predicted model, not a curated record.